CAGACGACUCUGCCGUCGAAUCAGCAGCUCAUGUUCGCCGGAAAGAAUGAGCUUCCUCCCUACAGCGCCAUUGGCGAGAACCCCGCCGCCAGCUCUGUGAGGGGUUGGAACUCCCAUCUCCAAUUACCCCGCAGGUCGCGAUUUCUGCGCGUGUUUGGGUUGGCCUGCCUCGCGUUCAUCGUCUACGCGCAAUGGCGGCAAAUAUCACCCAUCGGAAGAUCUUCGAACUCAGAAUCCAACUUGCAUGGCCUCUCAAUCGCGCAACUAGAAGAGGAUCUUGCAACAUGCGCCAAACUGCAUCACAACCCAGUGGAUCCCGCCGGGUACGGGCGGGCAAGGAACUCCCGAUAUGUUGACGGCCACCGGCCCACCCUCAUCAAAAACGCAACGGUCUGGACCGGAGAGCCGGUCAAGGGAACAGCGAACUUCAGCUGGAUACAGGCAGAUGUGUUUGUGGAGUUUGGUCUCAUAAAAAACGUCGCCAAAUCAAUUGCGGUGAAAGAGUUGCCUGAGGAUGUUUUGGUCUACGACGCGAAAGGUCGCCCACUCACUGCCGGUAUCAUCGACAUGCACAGCCAUGCUGCGGUACACUCUCUACCGACCAUACACGGCAAUGAGGAUGUCAGCGAACUUUCAAAGGACAUCACGCCCUAUGUCAGGAUAAUUGACGGCAUCCAGCCGACGGAUAAUCAGCUUCAGGUCAUCAAGUCCGGGGGCGUGACGACGUCACUGAUCCUCCCUGGCUCCAGCAACAACAUCGGCGGAGAGGCCUUCCCGAUCAAGCAUGCCGUCGGACAACAGGAUGGGCGAAAUGAAACGAGUGUUAUCGAUAUGCUGGCAGACCCGGAUCGGACCUGGCGUUACAUGAAGAUGGCUUGCGGUGAAAACGCCAAGCAGAUCCACGGCAAAGUUGGCGAGCGUGGGCCGUACAGUCGCCUAGGGGAGAGCUGGGAACUUCGCCAAGCUUUUGAGCAAGCUACGAAGUUGAAGCGGGAGCAAGAUGAUUGGUGCCGAAAUGCUGCCCAUGGGCUGGAUAAUGUCAAGACGUAUCUCCCUUUCGAGCUGGAAUGGGAGGGGCUGGUCGCUCUCUUGAGAGGUCAGGUCCACGUUCAUACCCACUGUUACACCAUCAACGACCUCGAAGCCUUUGUCGAUCAUACCAAUGAGUUUAAGUUCCCAAUCAGGGCUUUUCAUCACGCUCACCAAACUCAUCUUGUGCCUGAUAUACUGAAGCGGGCUUGGGGUGAUGAUCCACCAGCAUCAGCCCUCUUCGCCGAUAAUAUGUGGUACAAGGCCGAGGCCGCCAUAGGUUCCGAAUAUGCCGGCAAGCAUCUCUAUGAUGCGGGUCUCGUUCCCAUCUACGUCAGCGACAACCCGGUUCUCAACGCCCAGCAUGUCGUCUUCGAAGCCGCUAAAGCCUACAAGUAUGGGCUGCCAUAUCACGCAGCGCUUGCAUCGGUAACAACGGCCCCGGCUGAGCGACUCGGUCUUGGUGAGCGCCUAGGCAAGAUCAAGUCUGGGUAUGACGCCGACAUCGUGAUCUGGGACAGCGAUCCCUUGAGUGUUGGUGCGACCCCUGUCCAGGUCUGGAUUGAUGGCACGGCUCAGUAUGAGAGUCCAUUCGAACUGAAGAAGCCGUUCGAAGGGACGCUUGUACCGGAUGAGGACCUCGGAAAUAUCGAGGACGAGUCAGCUGUGAUCAACGGCGACGUGGUCUUCACUGGUAUCUCAAAGGUUCUCAUGUCUGUCAAAAAAGCAGGCGACUCCGCUGAUGGAGAGAUCUACAACGUGGCCGUCUCCAAUGGCAAGAUCACUUGUGUCGGAAUCUGCGACCGUGAGCUCGAGACCGCGUCCAAGGUCAAAGGUGCCGUGAUCCACAUCAAGAACGGACAUCUCUCCCCAGCUUUUACCGCCUUUGGCUCGACGCUAGGUCUGAACUACAUUGAGACCGAGAGUGUCACGGACAACGGAGCAGACGGGGGUCGCUUCAGCCGCGGGGUCGAUGGUCUCGCGCUCGAUACAGAGAAACUCCGUGUUGCCCAUCGAUACGGUGUUACAAGGGCUAUCUCGGCCCCGAAGUUCGCCGGCAUCGCGACCCACCACGGCACCAGUGCGGGGUUCCUGACCGGAGCGGAGACGGUACUUGACUCUGGGGCCGUCUUUGCUCGAGAUGCCGCGCUACACUACACGCUCGACCUCUCAGCUAAACGGGGGGUCGAUGGAAUCUCGUCUAUGUCUGCAGCCGUCGGUGACCUGCGCAACAAACUCUUGAGAGCCGUGGCCUCACUGGCGUCUGAAAAUCCCAUCAACUUUGAAGAGAAGUACUCAGAGGCUUCAUUCCUUCGUGAGGUGAUACGAGGAAAGAUGGCUCUCGCAAUUACUGUUCAUAGCGCCGAUACCAUCGCAGCCCUGUUGGAUGUGAAGUCUUCAAUCGAAGACACAAUCAAAGAGGCCCAUCUGGGCGGCAGCCGUUUAAGGCUUGUCGUUGUCGGCGGCGCGGAAGCGCAUCUUGUUGCCGAACAGCUCGCAUUAGCUGGCGUGGGUAUCAUCCUCGCUCCGUCGCAAUCUUUUGCAGUUUCGUGGGAUCAACGAAGGGCUCUUACAGGAGCUCCUCUGACCAACGGGACGGCGAUCGACAUUCUCGUCAACGCGGGGGUACUGACGGCCAUCGGCCUUGAGGAAGAUUGGCUCAUUCGCGACUUGGGACUUCUAGCCGGGGUUGCAUACGCCAAUGGGGGACACAGGAUAAGUGAGACGGCGGCACUUGAUCUGGUCAGCCGCAAUAUCUAUGACAUGCUGGACUUAGCGUACGAGGAGCGAGAUCAUUUCGUAAUAUCAUCGGGCCAUCCACUUGAGAUUGGUUCCAGGGUAAAAGCUGUUGGAAACGGGCAAAGGUGUUGGCGUGUAUGA
Messenger RNA from Colletotrichum gloeosporioides, 2910 nucleotides. RefSeq lists its product as uncharacterized. The transcript has 2 exons. NCBI's taxonomy places the organism in Eukaryota, Fungi, Ascomycota, Sordariomycetes, Glomerellales, Glomerellaceae. Gene Ontology annotation, biological process: N-acetylglucosamine catabolic process. The annotation marks the transcript as partial. The record is from RefSeq and is a predicted model, not a curated record. Gene Ontology annotation, molecular function: N-acetylglucosamine-6-phosphate deacetylase activity.